AUGUCUCCCAACGUUCUCAGGUGGUUUAGCCUCGUAGCUCUUCUCUGGCUUCAAUCUAUCAAUGGCACCAACUUGAGUUUCCCUGCUUACUCUUCACAGCUCAAAGAGUUUCUCUCAAUCUCUCAGUUUAAACUAAACUACCUCUCCUUCGCCUCCGACGCCGGAAAAGUCCUCGGUUUCAUCUCCGGAAUCGCUGCCAUUUAUCUUCCUCUACCGCUCGUCCUUCUCGCCGGAGGUUCUUUGGGUUUCGCCGGCUACGGUCUCCAGUAUCUAUGCAUCGUCAAAAAGAUUAUCUGCUGGAUCAACACGGCUUGUUUUAUCGUAGCCAUCAACAGUUUUCCUGUGAACCGUCAAGUCGCAGUAGGGAUCACGGCGAGUUAUCAAGCUUUGAGUGGAAAAAUCUACACCGACAUAGUCCACACGUUCUUCUACUCGUCUCAACGCGAAGCUGCCUCUGGUUAUCUUUUGCUCUGCUCUCUCGUUCCUUUGGCUUGUUGUCUCGUGACGGCUCCUAUGUUGAUGAGAGAAGCAAAAGCGAUGUCGUUUUCAUCUAGGGAUGUUAACGUGGGCUUUAUCUUUUUGUUUGUUGUGACUAUAGCCACGGGGAUAUACUCCGUGGCUACGAGUCUUCUCUCGGUUCCAGCGGUUUUAGCACUCGUAGGCAUUGUUUUGUUUCUUCUUGCUCCCCUGGCUAUUCCAAGUGGAGUUAGGCUUGAAGAGCUUAUGUCCUCAACAAGAAGUCAACAAAAGGUAUACAACUUGGAAGCUCCUAUUGAAGAAGAUCAAAAGAAAGAAGAAGUUGACGAGAAGGCAAUAGUUGGAGUUAGAGAAGAGGUCGAGUGGACAAAACUAUGGAAGAGACUCGACUUUUGGAUAUAUUUUGGACUAUAUUUGUUCGGUCCGACGGUGGGGAUAGUGUUUAUGAACAAUCUUGGUCAAAUCUCUGAGUCUCGUGGCUGCGCCGCGACCUCUUCCAUGGUCGCUCUCUCGUCCUCGUUCGGGUUUUUCGGCCGCUUGCUUCCUUCGUUACUCGACUACUUCCUCUCUAGGAACAGAUACAUGCCAUCAAGCCCGGUUUCUAUGGCAGUCUCACUUGUAGCAAUGGUUGCUUCGUUUCUCCUCCUCCUCAUCGACUCUGACAUUGCUCUCUACGUCAGCACGGGGAUGAUCGGCGUCGUUUCCGGAGCAUUGACUUCUCUCUCCGUCACAAUGACUGCAGAGCUUUUUGGGACGAAACACUUUGGAGUUAACCAUAACAUUGUUGUCGGAAGCAUUCCGAUCGGUUCGUUUGCUUUUGGUUUAUUUGCAGCUAAAGUUUACCGCGAUGGAGCUUCCUUGGACGGACGUUUUGACGGAAAGUGUUUUGGGAUGUAUUGCUUUCAAACCACUUUGAUCUUUUGGGGAAUGCUAUGUUCUGUCGCCACCGUUCUAGCCACCGUUUUAUAUCUGCGCAACCGCAAGUUCUACUCGCAGAUGCGUUAG
Messenger RNA from Brassica oleracea var. oleracea, 1482 nucleotides. Its product is annotated as protein NUCLEAR FUSION DEFECTIVE 4-like. NCBI's taxonomy places the organism in Eukaryota, Viridiplantae, Streptophyta, Magnoliopsida, Brassicales, Brassicaceae. The transcript is spliced from 3 exons. The record is from RefSeq and is a predicted model, not a curated record. Gene Ontology annotation, cellular component: membrane. Bases 1 to 1482 code for a protein of 493 amino acids.